CGGGACACGCCAGGUUUAGUUCACUGAUUAACUCUGCGAUGAUGCUAUAUAAGUUGAUGGAUAUGAUGAUGAUGGUGUGCUUGUUUCCUUGGUUUCUGAGCCUAUAAAGGGCUCGUCAUAGCAUUCGUGGUAUGUUGUUGGAUUGGUAUUGGUACUGGCGAUAUCAUUUUUGGUGUUUUUUGCGUCGAGUCAUGAAAAUUGUUUCUUAUCUCACCCUCAUUAAAUGCCAAAACACUCGUCAUAUAUGAUGAAAAUACUUAAUACGCUGGAAUUCUCUUCAAACCAAGCAAACUAUUUUCUUCUUCCCUUGCUCAACCCACGCAGGCCAAUCCUCGCUUCAGACCUGUCGUCUUGGACCAGUCUCAUCAUGUCUGCUACUCGCCCUUCAAUUGGUCCGGUUAAAGUGUCUUGGUUAUCAUGAAAAAAAGAAGCAAACGCUCGGAUUACUCGUUCCGGGAGGGUGUGAGAUAAAAAGCAAGGGCCUCACUCACUGCACCCGGACUGCCGGUACAAUAAUUAGAAGCCAGAGCUAGACGGGGAGAGCUUCCAACGGGCUUCUUCCACCGCCACGUGCCGGCCGCUGAGACCUUAAAGUGCCCUGUGCUUCAGGGGACGAUGGGCUCUGCAGCUACAGGACAGCCCUGCAGCGAUCGGUUAGGGGCCGGUUGGGCGCUAGAGAGGACUGGCUUUGACAUUUGGAAUUGAGGCUCUCUGAACUGACUAUUGACAAUAUUUCCGAGAUGGUUCAUUUUUAGUACACACCAUCUUUGCUCUGCUGAAGAAGGCCAGAGAAUCACCUUCCGCGUUGACCAUGCAGGGCUGGCAGUUGAUCGACACUCUUGGUUUCCUUGAUUGGUGUGAUUGACAUGCGAACUGACGUGCAGAUGCAGAUACUGACAGAGGCGGUCACUUGUUGUCUCUUGUCCUCCCACAUUCAUAAUCGACUGAGGGUUCGUAUUCUGACGCGUAAUGUUCAAUCGCUGAAUGGUGAGUCAGUACGGAGCAUCUCGACUGAACACCACCAGAUCCAUAACUUAGCAUUCCUUGUAAUCACAUGUUAGAGUUUAGAGGCUCUUUGGGCUCCAACCUAUUGAACAAGGGCUCAUACUUGAUGUUGCUCCAUUAAUGGAGCAUAUCUUGAGAUCCACCCGAUACCGGCUUGCCCGGAGCAUCCACCAUCAGCGGAUCAUAGCGCCGAUAGAGAAAAGCCAAGCUUGGACUAGAAAGCUCUAGACACGAUACCAAAUCUGAUUGUGCCUGUUUCUAAUAAUUUCAUCACCAUCAAUAAUCUUGUUUCUAUUCUUGUAGAGUUUUCAGUUAGUUCCAGUAGUUAGUUGUUCAACGUAUUACAAGUCUGGUUAGCGGCAUGAUAGGCAUCCCCAAUAAACAGGCUUCAGUCUCAUUGGGUCUACACCUUGAGUCAAGGUCAAACUCACCGAGACAGACGCCCAAGCGCGUUCACUUGACGCGAAGCGAAAUAGGUUAGGCCAUCACUUACGGAUACUCUUUCUACCCUUGAAGAUCUGGGCAUCAAUAAUCUCCCUGCAUCACCGUUGAAACAUCGUCAUCUCGCGAAACAACAUCACAAUGUCGACGUCUACGUACACCAUCCCUGAUCGCAUCGUGCCAAUGCGCGUCAUCGUCUGUGGCGUCCAUCGCACAGGAACGUUGAGUAUUCGUAACGCUCUGUGGCAGCUUGGUUUCCACGAUUGUUACCACAUGCAAACUCUCUUCAACAAUCCCACCCGGGCCCCUGAAUGGGUACGUGCUAUGGAAGCAAAGUACGCCGAUAAGGGGACUUUUACCCGCGCAGACUGGGAUCAUUUGCUCGGCGAUUGUCAAGCUGUGUGUGAUGUUCCCGCUGCGUUCUUUGGUCCUGAGUUAGCGGAGCUGUACCCUGAAGCUAAAGUCAUUAUCAUGAACCGAGACCCUGAGAAGUGGUAUGAGAGCGUGCUUAAUAGUAUCUACUUGAUAACCACCCCAAAGGGCUUCUUGGCUAAACUCAGUAUGAUUUAUUGUUUUUUGCUUGAUACAAAUCUUCAGUAUAUGGCAAAGUAUAGCAAAUCGAUGAGAUCCCUGGUUCAGAAGUAUGACCACGGAAAUGAUAAGGAGAAGGCAAUUGCAUGGUACAAAGCGCAAUACCAGGAAUUCCAUGACAGGAUUCCAGCGGAUCGGUAUAUCGAGUAUACCAUCACAGAGGGCUGGGGACCGCUGUGUGAGUAUCUCGGUGUUCCUGUACCAGAGGUUCAGGACCCUGUGACAGGCAAGACGGUGGAGGCACCGUUUCCACAUCUCAAUGACGGCGAGACGUUUAGAAGGAAUAGCAAGGUCAUGAAGAAGAAGACCAUGGAGAGGGCGAAUCAGAAUCUACUGGCGGCUGUGGGCAGGCUGGCCUUGACGGGUGUGGUGGGAUAUGCUGGUUAUCUGGUGUGGAAGACUCGACUUGGAGGACGUGUUUAGUCGAGCUUGACUAUGUUGAUUACUUGGUCAAUGAGGAUCGUGUAUUUGUAUUGUAUCAUAGAAACUUUCUUGUCCUGUUGUUAAGGGCAUCCGGGAAUUCAGGCACCAGGCUACUCACAUGCAAGUUAUGCUAAGGGUAGUCUGUUCAACACCAACUUUGGUGCAUCAUUACUCUUAUUCAUAUCAUUCCUGUAGCAGACCUGUCAUAUACAAGAGACACAUCCCAUCGUUUCCUGAACUCAUAACCUUCCAAUCAUCAUCAACCCAUCAUCUUUAAAAGCUUCAUAAGCUCCGCAAUAUCAGCAUUACUCGCCCUUCCCCCCAAGUGUCCAUCCCGAUUCAUCUGCUCCAUCUUGAGCUUCCUAGACCCCCACAACUCCGACCCAUCAACAUCAACAUCCUCAACAUCCUCCGGCCCAACCUCCGCAUCCCUCGCCUCCUUAGUUUCCUUUACCCUCGUAUAAAAACUCGUCCAUGGCUUCUGUGGCGACGUUGAGGAACCUAUCAUUUCCCACGCUGCGCUCUCGGACAUCGGAGCUCCCGUGCCCCGCGGCCGUCGAGGAGACGUAGCCUACUACAAAGGGCAGUUGGUCCUCGGAAGGUACGUAGGUGAGGAACUCGGGGCCAACUCCGGCGGCGAGGUCGCGCUUGAGAUCGGUUAGGAGGGACCAGGCGAUGUUGUGCAUGGUGAAGAAGUUGAAGCUGAUACGGGGGAUUUCGCUGUUGACGACUUGGGCGAGCUGUUCGAUGAGACCACUUGGAGAUUUUGGCACUGCCUCGAGCUGGG
Fusarium odoratissimum NRRL 54006 is the source of this 3247-nucleotide messenger RNA. RefSeq lists its product as uncharacterized. Lineage: Eukaryota; Fungi; Ascomycota; Sordariomycetes; Hypocreales; Nectriaceae. The record is from RefSeq and is a predicted model, not a curated record. The coding region runs from base 1588 to 2460 and encodes 290 amino acids. The transcript is spliced from 2 exons.